Molecule: messenger RNA, 1041 nt
Organism: Leptopilina heterotoma
Lineage: Eukaryota; Metazoa; Arthropoda; Insecta; Hymenoptera; Figitidae
Gene: Ubc10
Product: ubiquitin-conjugating enzyme E2 L5
Exons: 4
Coding region: 21-497 (158 amino acids)
Source: RefSeq, a predicted model, not a curated record
AUGUCGGUAGCAUUGUCAAAAUGGCAGCUACGCGAAGGUUGCAAAAGGAAUUGUGCGAUUUGAGAGCUUCUUCCUUGAAAAAUUUUACAAAUAUCCAAGUCGAUGAGUCAAAUAUCCUUACAUGGCAAGGACUCAUUUUACCAGAUAAUCCACCUUACAAUAAAGGUGCAUUUCGCAUAGAAAUAAAUUUUCCGGCAGAAUAUCCUUUCAAGCCACCAAGAAUUACGUUUAAAACGAAAAUAUAUCAUCCAAAUAUUGAUGAAAAGGGACAAGUUUGCCUGCCGAUAAUAACAGCUGAAAACUGGAAACCCGCAACAAAAACGGAUCAAGUAAUUCAAUCGUUGAUAGCAUUAGUGAAUGAACCAGAACCAGAGCAUCCGUUAAGAGGUGAUUUAGCUGAAGAAUUUCUUCGCGAUAGAAGAAAGUUCUUAAAAAAUGCUGAGGACUAUACGAAAAAAUAUGCAGAGAAAAGGCGAGAAACAUCAUCGGCUGAUUAAUUCGAAAAAGCCUUAUUGCACCAAGGUGCCUGAUUAUGAUGAAAAAAUCAGGCCCAGAUCCAUUGUACAGGUCUCAAUAUGCAAAUUAUGAUAUUUAUACAAUAAUGGAAAAAAAAUUAAGAACAAAAAAAUAUUAAUAUUGUAAUAAACAUACGGUAUUGUAAAUUUAGCAAAAUAUUUGCAAACUCUCUUAAAAGCAAAACAAGAAAACCUUAGAGCUAUAAUGAUGUUUUUUUUGCUAAGUUCUUUUUUUUAAUCUUUAUUUAUUUAUUUUCCUAGAGAAAAAAAUCCUACUUCAAAUGCUUAAAAGAAACGUAUAAUACGAAUGAUUCAUGAAACGAUCUUUUGUUACUUUUUUUUCUAACACAAUUUUCCUGAAAUAGUAAAAAAAAAAUUUUCUUUUCAACUUACCGUUAAUAUUUUUCUUUAUUUUUUCUUUUUUUCGAAUUAAAAUAAUGAAGAACUUUUUUCAGGGAACAGUGUGCAAUUGUGUAUAGAUCGUGGCCCAGUUCUCGAGAGCCAAAAAAAUAAAAUAAAAUAAAAA